UGUUGAUGGACGUGAACGGGGAUUUGGUGCGGCCGAACGAUGGUCACACGAACACGUGUUCUCCAACAGGGCUUACUUCAUGCCCGACAAACAUCCUGCGGAACUUGGCGUCGAUCAUAUCCGAGAAAGCGACGAGGGCGUCUAUAGGUGCCGCGUCGACUUCAAAAUCGCCCAAACCCGUAACAGUAAAGUCAAUUUGACAGUUAUUGUGCCACCUAAGAAGAUCGAGGUUACAGACGAAAAAAGGAGAAUCCUAUCAUCAGUUGUUGGGCCUUUUACAGAAGGUGCUUCGUUCAACCUCAGAUGUGAUGUUUAUGGAGGAAAACCGCCUCCAGUUGUAACGUGGUUUCGUAACGACGUCCCUAUUACCGACCCCGAAAAAGUAACAGUCACCGAGAUGAGUCCAUCGCAUGUCAGAAGUGAACUUCGAAUGUCCGGUCUAACAAGAAAUGACGUCCACUCUGACCUCACGUGUCAAGCUAACAAUAGUCCUCGUAGGCCACCUCUAGCUGCCACUUUGGUACUCGACAUGAAUUUCGGACCGUUAGACGUGAAGAUCGUAGGGGCAGACCAACCCCUGUCAGCAGGGAGAAGAUACGAGCUUGUGUGUCAAAGUUCGGGUUCCAGACCGCACGCUACUAUGACAUGGUGGAAGGACGGACAGCGCCUGGAAGGCAGUAAGGAAACGGGGUCGACCGAUGCUGAAGGUAACACAACGACGAGCACAUUGUCCUUCGUUGCGUCCAAGGAUGACGCAGGAAAGAAACUGACGUGCCAGGCUGAAAACAAAGCCGUUCCAGCGCCGGCCCUCCGGGACGUCUGGACUCUGAAAAUACAGUAUACACCGGAAGUGAAGAUUACCUUGGGGACGUCGCUGGAUCCCGACGACAUAAAGGAAGGAAGUGACGUUUACUUCGACUGCGUGAUAGAUGCUCAGCCCCGCGUCUACAAAGUGGAAUGGAGACAUAACGGCAAAUUGUUACAACACAAUGCGGGAGUUGGCAUUAUAAUAAGCAACCAGAGUUUGGUGUUGCAAGGGGUGUCGAGGAAAAGUGCCGGCAAUUAUACCUGCGUCGGUUAUAACACCGAGGGUGACGGGGAAAGUGAACCAUUCUACAUGGACGUAAUGUUUAGCCCUACGUGCAAGCCAAAUCAGACGCGCGUUUACGGCGUUGCGAAGCAAGAAGAAGCAAGGAUAACGUGCUUGGUCGAUGCAAAUCCAACGGAACUGCAGUUCAAAUGGACUUUUAAUAAUUCAGCAGACGCUGUGGACGUGGCCCAGUCCCACAUCGCCAGAAGCGGUACGGCUUCCGUUGUAUCGUAUACCCCCAUGACCGAAUUGGAUUAUGGUACAUUGCUGUGCUUUGCGAAGAAUAAAGUCGGCGAACAGAGAAAACCUUGCGUUUUUCAUAUUAUUCCUGCAGGUCGACCAGAUCAAGUACAAAAUUGCAGCGUUUCAAACAUAUCAAUGUCCUCUUUCUCUGUUAAGUGUAUGGAAGGAUUCAACGGUGGUCUUUCUCAAGCCUUUUUCGUUGAGGUGCGGGAGUCAGAAAGUCAGGAAGUAAAAGCGAAUGUAUCUUCGCCAGUUUCGCAAUUCUACAUAACAGAUUUGAAGCCAGGAGUUCACUAUCAAAUGGGGCUAUUCGCGUUUAAUUCCAAAGGACGCAGCGAGCCAACUGUUUUACAGGCGUCUACACUUCGAUUACCCGAAAAGCAGUUAACCAGUGAGAAAGGCAUUCUUCGAUCCGGUCUUCGCAUCACUCCUUUCAUAAGCGUCGUAAUUGGGGUCGUUUCGGCUUUAUUCAUUGUUUCGUUGGUGGUAAUACUAAUUCUUCGUCUCAGAUGUCCCAACAAAGGCCAAAGAAAACGGCAAAAGAAUGCCGCGACCGCUGCAGUUACAGCAGCCAACGGCAACUCUGAUCUCAGAGGAUCCACCAAUGAUAUCACAGAUAAAUCAGGGGGUAGUCCGAUAUCAAAACAUGACUCGAGUGCUGGAGAAUGCGACAGCGACGAAAAAAAUCCGGACAUUAUACCACAACCGAUCGACGGAGGUGAAGAUGUGUCAGACCUUUGUAGACGAAGGCAGCAGGUGUCAACUAUAGAAACAUCGUCUCCUACGAGGAGUCUACUGCAUGCCUCUGGAGCUGGUGGUGGUUAUAUUGGAUACUGUACCCUUCGAAACGGCAUGCCCGUGCAUGACAUGAGCCAACAAAAACUGGCUCCUUUAAUGGCACCGUUUCCGCCUUGCACGUUACCCCGACAGGUAGCGCAGCAGUGGCAAUACGGUCCAUUGAGUCACUUACCUCCGAACAUGUAUCAGAUGCCUCAGUACAGAGGUCCGCCGCCUAAUCUAAGGCCUAGACUCAGGGAACCUCCGAUUCCUCUUCAAGCCAUUGUGGCAACGGAAGAGGAACCCAGUCCCAACACUCCGCUUGUAAAUAAAAGGGAAAGCUCCGUUUGACAAGUCACUUUUCUUUAGGACAUAUGCGAUUUUAAUGAACGAAAGCUUAGGAGUAAAAGAGAAAAAUGACUGAUAAAGCGCAUUUUAGAAAGUCGAAAUAUGUAAAUAGAUAAAAGAUUCUUCAUUCCCUUCUCAUUAUUUAUACGACGUCUUGUCUUCUAAAAACUUAUAUUUCUUUGGCUUUAAAGCAGAAAUGGAAACUAUCUGUAACUUUGGUUGUGUUUUGAGAAAUUUUAUAAAUAAUUUCCAAAGAAUAUAAGUUACCGUUUCUACAAAUCCCUGAAGCACACAAAAUUAAAAACAAAGUAAAAAAGUUAAUUUCAUA
This is a messenger RNA of Agrilus planipennis (emerald ash borer), 2786 nucleotides long. RefSeq names its product hemicentin-1-like. The record is from RefSeq and is a predicted model, not a curated record. The transcript is spliced from 14 exons. The coding region runs from base 80 to 2461 and encodes 793 amino acids. Lineage: Eukaryota; Metazoa; Arthropoda; Insecta; Coleoptera; Buprestidae. Gene Ontology annotation, molecular function: protein binding.